Molecule: messenger RNA, 276 nt
Organism: Aureobasidium musti
Lineage: Eukaryota; Fungi; Ascomycota; Dothideomycetes; Dothideales; Saccotheciaceae
Source: the annotation of a GenBank genome assembly
AUGUCUUCGCCUGCCAAUCAUGAGAUGGCAGUCUUGAGAGUACGCAUCCUUGCCAGACUCUCACCAGCCGCCAGGGCUCUGGUUGAUCCUCUCCGCAGCGAAUUCGACGACCAUAUUGCUCGUGGAAUGUUAGCCGGCAGGCUUUGCGCCCACUGGGCCGCAGAGAGCGCUGCACGUAAUCCAGAGCGUGCAGUCGUACUGUACAAGGCGCACCUCCGCAACAGCCUGCAUCAUGAGAGAAUGCGUCUUGUGGUUGGCCCCGUCGCUCGCCCUUAG